Molecule: messenger RNA, 279 nt
Organism: Colletotrichum costaricense
Lineage: Eukaryota; Fungi; Ascomycota; Sordariomycetes; Glomerellales; Glomerellaceae
Exons: 1
Coding region: 1-279 (92 amino acids)
Source: RefSeq, a predicted model, not a curated record
AUGAUCGGCUUCCUAUUUGUGUUGGUCUUUGUGACCUCAACGGUCGCAGCUAUUUCAAGACAACCAGAUAUAACUCGUUCAAACUUCAAAGGCGUCACUGCUACCAAGGCUCGUAGACGAUCCGAGAAUGUUACGAAAAUUUCACGGAGCAGUCGUCACUUCUUCUUCGUACUUUGUGCAAGUUAUUUACACUCAUUGAUACAGUCGGUCAGUGAUUUGGUCGAUCUUUCGAGCAAUAACCCUCUUAUUGUUAAGCUCGUGCGAUCUUGCAUCGAUUAA